Messenger RNA from Exophiala oligosperma, 2406 nucleotides. RefSeq lists its product as uncharacterized. The transcript has a single exon. Bases 222 to 2183 code for a protein of 653 amino acids. The record is from RefSeq and is a predicted model, not a curated record. Lineage: Eukaryota; Fungi; Ascomycota; Eurotiomycetes; Chaetothyriales; Herpotrichiellaceae.
UCUGCAUUCACGCAGAUGGUGACUUGAUCGUUGGUCUCCGGGGAUCUAGGAAUUCUGCAGCCUCGUUGUAUUUAUGCACAACCCAUGAAACGUGACCCACCUAUCUCAGUCUGAUGUCCUGACCAUUUAUUACCUUCCUCCGAUCACGAUCACUCGAACUUGAAAAAUCAUACGUCCAGCCAGCGCUUCCUCGUGUCGCACACAUCACCGUCGCAUGCGCCAUGUCUACUUCAAAUCAGUCGCGGCCUCGGCGCGCUGCGCGGGUGCGAUACAACGAAGACAGUGACUCUGUUGACCUUUCCGACUUCGAAACUCGACCUCAGCCACAACGAGCUGUUCGCCGGAGGAUCCAGACCUACAGAGAACAGAGCAGUGAUGAAGACACAACGGAAACAUCGUCGGACGAAUCCGACUCGCUAUCAGAAGAGGUCUUGCCACAACAAGGAACGCGAUCGCGACCCAAAAGAAUACACAAGCCCUCUACGAGACCUCAAAAACGGAAACCUCAAAAAGCUGGUACAAGAACAGUCGCAAAUCCAUUUAGCGCAUACAAAAGACAGAAAACGCGGUCGCACGACGUCAACCAUAGCAAAGCCAAGGAUGCUAUCACAAUUUCACUGCCGCCGAAUGGUCGCAUUCCUCCGUGGCAACAACUUCCCUACCAAAUCCUCGUGAGCAUCAUGAGAUAUGCAGCAUACCCGCUGUACGAAUCGCGAUCCCGCCCCACUGCCUCGAUACACUGGCUGUGUUCGUUGUCAAGGCUCUGCCGGUCAUUUCAUGAUGCCUGUACUGCGGCCUUGCUCCACAACCCUCCAUUGUAUCCCGAUGUUCGAGCUUACGGUCUCAUUCACCUGUUACAACAAGACCCUGGCAGGUUGAUGACAAAUUACCGCAGGAAAAUACACUACCUCGAUAUCGAGGUUAAGCACCUUCUCGCCCGGAAGAGCGGCAUUGCUCUGGAAGACUUGAUAUCGAACACACCGUUGCUGCAGGGCAUGCGACUGUAUUCCACGUACGACGAUUGGAGAACCGAGGUAUGGGCGCAGCCGGGGGUCCGCAAGAUUCACUGGUCCUACCCACCAGAGUUGUUUGAUCUCCUCGACGAUAAUAAUGUGAUUCUGAAGCAAUUUGAAUGGAAUGGGAGGUUUCCUAGUCCGACGGAAGUCUUGGAAACGACACUUGCGGCCCAUUCAAGACCGGCUUUCAGCAGAUUGCAGGAAUUGUCCCUUCUGAACUUGACUCCUCCCGACAAGUCAAGUGACGCUGAGAUUGCAAAGUUCCAAAGCAUGUUCACGAGUGCCUUUGAACACCUCACAGGGUUGAAGCGACUGUCCCUCAUCAACUGCGGCUGCUUGGAUGAAUCGACCACCCCCAUGCUUCCAGUCGGGCUCGAAUACCUCGAGAUCGAUAACUGCUCCAAACUGACGUCGACGGCACUUGAGCAAUACCUGCAGGUCGGCGGCAGCACGAUACGAACAUUGAAACUGUGUGACAAUCAAUCCAUGUCACUGGGGUUCAUGGCCGACGUGAAAUCUAUGUGCCCUCGCCUUCAGGACAUCGACGUGGACAUGCUCUACGUCGACCCGACAUCCUAUCGCGAUCGAGACCCACUGUACGACGAGCUCCUCCCCAACGGGCCUCCGACGUGGCCGUCCAGUCUCGUCAACGUCUCGUUUGAGAAUAUGCGCCAAUUGUCGGCCGAGGAUGCCGAAGACUUUUUCGAUUCUCUUGUCGAAUCUUCGCGGCACCUACCACGCCUGAAGAGACUCAACAUCAAAGCCAUCCUGAAGAACGCCAGCUGGCGGGAUCGCGCGCAGUUGCGAAAGAUGUGGUUGCCGAAACUCCAAAACGUCUUCCUGAAUAGAUCCAAGCCCUCCGGCCCCGCCCCCGUCUCCGCUGCUGGAGGCCACACCAAACGCGCCAGCGUCUCUCAGCGACAAAGCAGCAGGAUCGCCGAGAGCCUCAAGCGGAUGAGCACGGGCGACGACACGGGCGAUAGCGACGCCGCGUCUUCCUCCCUCGCCAUUCAGGGUCGGUGCGACGUGGUCAACCUACAGAUCUCCGACCAGAGACCGGCCCAGGACCAGUUCCGUGAGGACGACUUUUUGGACGACGAACCGAGCGACGACGAAGAGUGGAUGGGCGUGGAUAGAGAGCCGGUCUCGACCGGGUAUGCAUGGUAGGGCGGGUGGUUUGACAAGGACGCGACGGUGGCACUCGAUUGUUCACAUGGCACCUUGGGAGAUGUUUUGGGUUCUGGGUGUUGGCUCGCGAGGGCGUUUUGUGUCAACGGAAAAAUGAAUCAGGAUAGACUUAUCGUAAAGUGAUAAGAUGAUAGAUGAUGUAUGAUGCCGGAUUUGCGUGCCAACGAGUAUUGAUAAACAUUAAUUCAAAAAAAAAUCAAAC